UCCAUGGCCAAGCUUGCUUCCCUUGCGCUCUUUAACUCCACUAGCUUCUUCUUUGACCACGCCGUCCCAAGUCUUCUUGACUCUUGCUCUGCUCCAAUCACCGAGAACCAUGGCCGGAGGAGGUGGCGGCGGCGACGAGUCGAACACAACGCUGGAGCAAACUCCGACAUGGUUCGUCGCCAUCGUCUGCUCUGUUAUAGUCUUCAUCUCCGUCCUCUUCGAGCGCUUCCUUCAUCGUCUCGGCAAGGGGCUCCAGAAGAACAACCGAAAGCCCCUCUUCGAGGCCCUCCAGAAAAUUAAAGAAGAGUUGAUGUUGCUGGGGUUUAUCUCGCUCUUGCUGGUGGUGCUGCAGGGCCCUAUCCAGCGCAUCUGCAUCCCUGAGGGCAUCACGCGUAAGCUGCGCCAUUGCAAAGGAAAUGAUGCGCCUUCCUCCGUUGCCGGCGGUUCCUCCUCCGGCGGAAAUCACGGUGGCGCGCGCAGGUUACUGGCCGGGGGAGGAGAAAUUUCCGGCCACUGCCAUAGCCAGGGAAAAGUUCCAUUGAUGUCGGUUGAGGCAAUUCAUGAACUGCACAUGUUCAUCUUUGUUCUGGCUGUCACUCAUGUCAUGUCCAGCCUCAUCACUAUGGUUCUUGGAAUCAUGCAGAUGCGCAAAUGGAGAAGCUGGGAGGAUUCAAUCCACGAAGCGAAGGGGAACGUUCCUCCAAAGAUCAGAGAUGUACAGAAAUGCAAAUUCACCAUAAAGUGUUUCGAGGGAUUCAGCAAGGAUUCAUCGAUAUUAAGUUGGGUGCAUUCUUUUUUUAAGCAAUUCUAUGGAUCCGUCACCAAAUCGGAUUACAAUACUAUGAGACACGGAUUCAUCAUGACUCACUGUAGAGGAAACCCGGGGUUCGACUUUUACAAAUAUAUGAUAAGAGUCCUUGAAGCUGAUUACAAACAAGUUGUUGGCAUAAGUGGGUACUUGUGGAUUUUCGCUGUGAUAUUCUUGCUGGUGGGUGUCGAAGCUUGGCAUGUAUAUUUUUGGAUAUCAUUCGUGCCCCUUAUUCUUUUGCUUGCUGUUGGCACCAAAUUGGAGCAUGUGAUCGCCGAACUGGUUAGUCAGGUUGCUGAAGGCCACUUGAAAGCAACUCUUUCAGAUAAAUUAUUCUGGUUUAACAAUCCAAGAGUUGUGUUGUUCUUGAUCCACUUCAUGCUGUUCCAAGUUGCAUUUGAGAUUGCAAUUUUCUUCUGGAAACUGACAACAUAUGGCAUGGAGUCCUGCAUCAUGGAGCAAGUAGGCUACAUUGUUCCCAGGCUUAUCAUCUGUGUGCUUGUCCAAAUCCUUAGCAGUUAUAGCACCCUUCCACUCUAUGCCAUUGUUACUCAGAUGGGGAGCUCAUUCAACAUGGCCAUAUUUAAUGAGAAUGUGCGAGCUGGUGUUCUCGAUUGGGCCAGAUGUGCAAGGAACAAGAAAGAUAGGAAAAUGAGUGGUGACGGCGGUGAAUCGAACAUGAAGGAAUCGACAGAUGGAAACAAUAAGUUUGAUGAUAGCCCCCAGUUGGAGAGAGUUGUUGUGAAGGAAGAUGCUGCAUUGGAAGGUUGAGAUAUUAUCUCAACUACAUCACUACCCAAUAUUAUGAAGCAAAUGAAGACUGCAAAACUUGAUGGAGCAACCUCAAGAUCAUCUAUUGUUCUCUAUCAGGUAGACUGCAAUAAUAAAUCACUUCCUUAAUAUGUGUCAAUAGAUAGCAUUUGUUAGCCAGGUUUAAUUGUCUUGUGUUAAGUCUUGCUCAUGCACAUUGUUUGUUAUAUAUAAGUUGAUAUUUUUGGCUGAUGACUUGUUAGAUUAAGGAAGUGAGAUACAUCAAUGUUUUUGUCCAUAUAUCCAAGCUUUCUUUAGAUUUUUAUUA
Messenger RNA from Zingiber officinale, 1886 nucleotides. RefSeq names its product MLO-like protein 1. Gene Ontology annotation, cellular component: membrane. Bases 110 to 1579 code for a protein of 489 amino acids. NCBI's taxonomy places the organism in Eukaryota, Viridiplantae, Streptophyta, Magnoliopsida, Zingiberales, Zingiberaceae. The transcript has 14 exons. Gene Ontology annotation, biological process: defense response. The record is from RefSeq and is a predicted model, not a curated record.